AAAAUCUCUCCUAAUGUUCAUAUUCGCUUCGAGGGACAAUAUGUCAACAGCUCGGCAAGAUGCAGCAUCAACACCACGUCGUAAUCGAUACACGAGGUCAUCGACGAGUGUUACUCAAUUGUUGAGCGAUUCCUGUACAAGUCUCCUGCAAAGAUUGACCACACGAGUACGGGGGCCAUCAACAGCCACCGAGAAUUUAAAUAAUUCCGAGAGAAAGACACCAAUUUUAAAUCGUCGUGCAAGUACAAGAAGUCGUUUCGAGGACAAGUACACGGCAAUUCUCGAUCGUUACACAAAUUAUCGUAAACGUGACGACGAUCAUUCGCGACGUGAUGCAACAACGCCAAAGAAUCGCGAUGAAAAAACCCUCGAACCAUCAGCACAAAGAACAAUUGUUAAGAGUCCAAGAGCAAGUGUUUUACUCAGUGAAAAAGCAUAUCCCUACGUCACUGGCGGCAGUACAAGUACUCGAACAUUUCAAAUUGAUAAAACACCCUAUCAUCAAUAUGGAAGGCAUAAAUCCGGUAAUUCCGAGUCGAGACGAUACAAAAAUCGACCGAAUAGAAGUGGUAAAAGUGAACAAUUAGAAGGCACAUCCCAUCCAUUGAGAGAGUCGAGAAAAACAAUUGAUGUUGAUACGAAAACAUCGAAGGCAUUAAUGAGAAAGGAUUUUGCACGCAAGGAAUUGGAAAUGAGGGAAUUUGUACGUAAGGAAUUGGAUAAACAGGAAACUGCGCGUAAAGAAUUGGAAAAAGAGGAAUUUCUCCGUAAAGAAUUGAAUAAAAAUAACAAUAAUAAUAAUAAUGAUGAUGUUGAUGAUGAUCCAGAGAAAACACCAAUUGCUAAUAAUGGAAUUGAAAAUGAUGUUGAUAAUGAUCCGGUUUUACGUGAGAGGGAAGCGCGAAGAAAAGAAAUACAGAGUUUAAUAUUGAAAUAUGCCGCAUUGGAUGAGGUGUACAAUAAAUUUGGAAAUUCUGGCGAGAAAGAAGAGCAGAGUACUGCCGAUAAAAUAGCCAGCAAGUAUCAGAAGAAUAAUUUAAGGAAUGAGAAUAAAAUCGCGAAUACGAGCAAUAACGACGCGGAAACAGUGACGAAUUCGAUUAGCCCACGAGCACCCUCCGUCGAGGAUGACGAAGACGGCCACCUUAUUUACCAAACCGGCGACAUCCUGGCAAAUAGAUAUAAGGUACUCGCCACCCUUGGAGAGGGUACUUUUGGAAAAGUUGUCAAGGUUGUCGACAUGUUAAUGGAUCAUGUGAUGGCGCUGAAAAUAAUCAAGAAUGUGGAAAAAUAUCGAGAGGCUGCUAAACUGGAGAUCAACGCGUUGGAGAAGAUCUCGUCGAAAGAUCCAGAGGGUCAACACUUGUGCGUCAAGAUGUUGGAUUGGUUCAAUUAUCGUGGUCACAUGUGCAUUGCCUUUGAAAUGCUUGGUCUCAGUGUCUUUGAUUUUUUGAGAAAUAAUAAUUAUCAACCCUAUCCAUUGGAGCAGGUGAGGCACAUAGGGUACCAACUUUGUUACUCCGUCAAGUUUCUUCAUGACAAUAAACUGACGCACACGGAUCUCAAGCCAGAAAAUAUUCUUUUCGUUGACUCUGAUUGUGAAGUAAUCAGUAAUGGUAAAAAGCGAAAAGAAGUUCGACGUGUGAAGAGGACAGACAUCAAACUCAUUGACUUUGGCAGCGCUACUUUCGAUCACGAACAUCACAGUACAAUUGUCAGUACAAGGCAUUACAGAGCACCAGAAGUUAUUUUAGAAUUGGGAUGGACUCAACCGUGCGACGUGUGGUCCAUUGGUUGUAUUCUCUUUGAAUUGUACCUGGGUAUUACUUUAUUCCAAACUCACGACAAUCGCGAGCAUCUGGCAAUGAUGGAACGAAUUCUUGGACUAAUUCCAUACACAAUGGCUCGCAAAACUAAGACCAAAUAUUUUUAUCACGGAAAAUUGAAGUGGGACGACAAGAGUUCUGCUGGUAGAUACGUCAGGGAUAAUUGCAAACCUUUGCACCGCUACAUAUUAUCGGAAGAGGACGAUCACAGACAACUUUUCGACUUGAUACAACAAAUGUUGAUCUACGAUCCCUCUCAAAGAAUAACCCUAAAGGAUUCAUUGAAUCAUCCAUUUUUUGAUGCACUACCAGCGUCGCAAAAAUUGACAGACUUGAGAGCUGCUGGUGAUUCACAGCAGACGUACGAACGGUCUCACUCGCUUUCUCGAUGAAGCUAGGACAGGGACCGACCUCCAUACCAAGCAGAUACUCCCAAGAAGAAUUUAUUAUUAUUUUCUCGACUAAAUAAUUUCAUCAAUAGUAUCGUUCGAUCAUACAAGUCAUUCAACUAUAGAAUUCGAUGACGCCUUUUUAGAGGUGCUUCUGUUUUCUUUUUAUUUACAUUGUUAAGGUAAGAAAAUUAUUUUUCUUUUUUCUUUUGUCUAUACCUUUGAAAAAUAAUCAAAUUCUCUUAUGAUUUUUUUAUUAAUUGAUUUUGUUUAGUCAAACUUGAAAAGUAAAGAAAAAUUCGAAAUUGUAGAAAUUGAAAAUCAGAGUGUCUGCUCGGUAAAGUGAAACCGCGUCCCACUAUUUUGAUAGUGAAAUAUUUUAUAAACGCUACUCUGUACAUUUUAUCUUGUAAUUUUAUUACGACGUUACAACGAGGGAGGUUUAGAGAAAAUGAGAUUGAGAGUGAGUGUCAGUGAAAAAAAAAGAAACAAAACAAAACAAAAAAAAAAGAGUACGUGAUAAUUUGUAUGUUGAAAGAAAGCCGGUCGUUGAGUUUGCGAAUUUAAACUUGAACGCCGGAUUGGAUAAAAACAAAAAUUUUGUAUAGGAUAAUAAACUAAUUUUAGAAAGUCUUAGUUAAAAAGAGAAUCGAAUGAUAAUCGUUUAAAAAAAACAGCGAGCACUUGAGUGUUUUUUGUUAAUUUUUUUUUUUUGUACAAAAAAGUAACUUGCCAAUGAUAACGAAAUUUUUUUCGUAACAAAUUCCUUUUUUUUUAUUUCUUUAUUAUUUUUUUUUGUCUCGACAAAUAAUCAUCGGCCAUAAAGAAAUAUGAAAUUUCUUACACAGAAAGAAGAGAAAAAUUUAAUUUUUUAAAGAUUAUCGGAAAAACCAAUUUCGAUGAACAAUCGUGUGCUCAUCGUGAUAAAUAAACAAAUGUAAACUUUUGUCUUGUAAAUACGACUUGGGUAAAAUUGUACCUAUUCGCUACGUCAUGUUUAAGUAGUUUGUCAAGUUGUAAUGUACGAUAUUUCUCCUUUAUUUUUAUUUAUUUCCUUUCUCUCCGCGUUUACAAUCACAUUAGGAAAAAAAAUAGGAAUCUUAGAAAAUGUUUUGUCCCUAAGCGAGAAUUUUUCUCAUUUCAAUAAUAUAGAAAUAGAAUUUUUUGAAAAUAGUACACAAAAGAAUUCUUAAAUGUGAAAAUUGUUGUAAAUAAUUUUGCCGCAAAAUUUCACGAGAUCACAAAUUGUAUUUUAAACUUGAUUAAAAAAAUGUACUUUUAUCGUAAUUGAAUAUCAAAUAUAUUCAGAUUAAUUUUGUA
Leptopilina heterotoma is the source of this 3535-nucleotide messenger RNA. It is a transcript of the gene Doa, whose product is annotated as serine/threonine-protein kinase Doa. The coding region runs from base 14 to 2218 and encodes 734 amino acids. Gene Ontology annotation, molecular function: protein kinase activity; ATP binding. The record is from RefSeq and is a predicted model, not a curated record. Gene Ontology annotation, cellular component: nucleus. The transcript has 9 exons. NCBI's taxonomy places the organism in Eukaryota, Metazoa, Arthropoda, Insecta, Hymenoptera, Figitidae. Gene Ontology annotation, biological process: protein phosphorylation.